Daldinia decipiens is the source of this 1502-nucleotide messenger RNA. Its product is annotated as aldo-keto reductase family 1 member E1. Gene Ontology annotation, molecular function: oxidoreductase activity. NCBI's taxonomy places the organism in Eukaryota, Fungi, Ascomycota, Sordariomycetes, Xylariales, Hypoxylaceae. The transcript is spliced from 5 exons. The record is from RefSeq and is a predicted model, not a curated record. Bases 137 to 1006 code for a protein of 289 amino acids.
GGGAAACAACACCCGGCACCUUGGAUAGAUUAAGUUCAAUAGCCAACAUUGAAGUUAACCUAAAUAAUUCCGAGCCGUACAAUGAAUCUCUGCGCUAGAUAAUCGCCAAACUCGCAUCUAACAACCCGGAGCCAUUAUGUCGCCAAGCAACUUCUCGCUAGCCAGUAAAGUCAAGCUACCGAACGGUAAGCUCAUGCCCCAGAUCCAGCUGGGCUUGUACUUGAUGAGCCGCCAGGAAGUCAAGGUAGCCGUGCGGUGGGCGUUGGUUGCAGGCUAUCGGGGGUUUGAUAGUGCUCAGAUGUACCGCAAUGAAAGGGAAGCCGGGCAAGCUAUACGGGAAUACCUUUCCGGCUCUAACGGUAGCACGGGGGACCUCACGCGCCUGGAUAUAUUCUACACCUCGAAGUUAGCUAGCAAUAGUACAUCUUACCAGAAUGUGCGCCGGUCUAUACGACAGUCUGUUGAGGCCUGCGGGCUCGGCUAUAUCGAUCUGUUUCUCCUUCAUAGCCCGUAUGGCGGUCGUGAGGCUCGACUGACGAGCUGGAAGGCUGUUGAGGAUGCGAUCGAUGAGGGGGAGGUUAAGUCAGGUGGAGUCAGCAACUACGGAGUUGGCCAUAUAGAAGAGCUCAUGGCGUCAAAUCCAAGGAUUACUCCGACAGUCAACCAAAUCGAGGUCCAUCCUUUCAACACACAGCCUGAUAUCAGGGCCGCAUGCGCCAAGUACGGAAUCGUCGUUGAGGCCUACGCUCCGCUAGCUCGCGCGAUGCGUAUGAGGCAUCCGACCAUCGUAGAGCUAGCAAAUAAGUACUCGUGCACACCUGCGCAGCUACUAGUUCGGUGGUCGCUUCAGCACGGGCUCGUCCCUUUGCCAAAGAGCGCAAAACGCGAGCGUCUGCUUGAAAACGUCCAGGUAGGUGGCUUUGAGAUCUCUGCGGAGGAUAUGGAGACAAUGGACGGGCUUGAUGAGAAACUGGUUACGGAUUGGGAUCCUACCGAUGCGCCUUGAGGCAGUGAUGGAACUACAAGUCAUCGGUGCUGAACUAUAUUCUGUAGGGUGAGCCUAUUGGUUUGCAACUUUCCUAUAACUAUAAAUAAAGGGGGGAGGGUCGCUAUCACUUCAUUGCCUAUACACACUAGGUUAACAUCUUAACAGCUACAAACAAAUUUGUAUAUUAGGUAAGGAUCAGAUAGGAGUCCAUCCAGUAUGUAAAGUCUACAUGUAGCUUCUGAGUAGCUCGACCUUGGGAGAAAAGACUUGCCCUUUCCAGUGGCAGAAAAAUGUCUAUGUCAUACCUUUGCUAGAACUCCAUAGCGAUUGUGAGAAACAGACAGCACAACCCCCAUAGUUGACAACAAGACAAAGUAUAGUGAAAGAAACUAGAGUAGAAGCUCAACCUAAGCUAAUGAACACGGUACAAAGGCCUUGCUACGUAUAUUGUGAGAACUCCCAUUGUCUCCCUAACAGCUUCUAGAUCAGCUGUUUCUACUUGUUUAGAUCAACA